AUGCUUUUCUUUAUUCUCGCCUGCAGAGUCUUGUUCUGUAUGCUCCUAUCCGCCUUGCUACAUAUUAGCUCGGGUUUUGCGACUGGAGACGAUGACGGUAUACCUCUUUUCAACAGCUUGUCUUUCGAGCCAUUUCAUGACGAAGUGUGGCCCAUUCCUUUUUCGACUGCUCACCUCUCCGUAGCUGCUGCUCCUGAUUUUCAUUCUCCUUUUCAGACCCCGCCGAUGAUCACGCAUCAAACCGCUGAUGUGCCGGGUCCUUCUGUAGUCAACAACUACGCCGGUGGAGAACAGAGACUCACCGUGGUUCCAAAGCUUGGCGAGACUGAUUUACAUGCAUGGGAGCUUUGGCACAUUCAAAGGAUGCUCAAGUACAGAUUGCAUCAAGCAAAAAUCAAUCCUUUCACACUCAGGCUACUUCCUCCAAUGCAUGAUGUUCGACACGUCCAUAUCGACAUCAUCCACAAGCAGCUUCAGCUUCAAGUUAACUCGAAGCAGGCUGUAUAUCUCGGCCCGACCGUCGAUCAUCAAGGCGAAAUAGUUGCGAUUCCGAUUCAUCGAGAUGCAGUCAAGGAGGCUGUAAUAGACGCUGAGAAGAACGGUAAAGUUGGUUGGGCCAUUGUGGGGACCAAUUUUGGGCCCCAUCCUGCUAUUACCUGGUUCUCGUAUGCUCUACUUGAUGUUCCGGAUCGGAAGGCCUUCGUCGAUAACCUCAAGAACUCCAAUAACGUCAAGGCGUUGAAAAAUUUCAUUCGACCGGUUGCAUCACUGCCGCACUUUUCUUGA
Molecule: messenger RNA, 786 nt
Organism: Ustilago hordei
Lineage: Eukaryota; Fungi; Basidiomycota; Ustilaginomycetes; Ustilaginales; Ustilaginaceae
Exons: 1
Coding region: 1-786 (261 amino acids)
Source: RefSeq, a predicted model, not a curated record